AUGAACGACGUGUCCGUCACCGUGGACGGCAAGACCGUGCUGAUAGAGGCCGGCUCGUCCAUCAUCCAGGCCGCCGACAAGGCCGGCGUGGUGAUCCCCCGAUACUGCUACCACGAGAAGUUGGCGAUUGCCGGAAACUGCCGGAUGUGUCUCGUAGACGUCGAGCGCAUGCCCAAGUUGAUUGCGUCGUGCGCCAUGCCCGUGCAGAACGGCAUGGUGGUGCACACCAACACCGAGAGGGUGCACAAGGCCCGCGAGGGCGUCACGGAGAUGUUGUUGGAAAACCACCCGUUGGACUGCCCCGUGUGCGACCAGGGAGGCGAGUGUGACUUGCAGGAGCAGAGCCACCGCUACGGGUCGGACCGCGGCCGGUUUUCGGAGGUCAUGGGUAAGCGUGCCGUGGAAAACAAGGCCAUCGGGCCCUUGGUCAAGACGUCCAUGAACAGAUGCAUCCACUGCACGCGGUGUGUGCGGUUCAUGAACGACGUGGCGGGCGCCCCCGAGUUGGGCACUGCAGGCCGUGGAAACGACAUGCAGAUCGGCACGUACAUCGAGCGCAACAUCAACUCGGAGAUGUCCGGAAACGUCAUCGACUUGUGCCCCGUGGGGGCGUUGACGUCCAAGCCCUACGCCUUCAAGGCUCGUCCCUGGGAGUUGAAGCGCACGGAGACCAUCGACGUCAUGGACGCCGUGGGCUCCAACGUGCGCGUGGACGCGCGGGGCAUCGAGGUCAUGCGUGUCAUGCCGCGCUUGAACGACGAGGUCAACGAGGAGUGGAUCUCGGACAAGUCGCGCUUUGCCUGCGACGGCUUGAAGGCCCAGCGAUUGACCGUGCCCUUGCUCAAGAACGGCGACGAGUUCCGCACCAGCACGUGGGACGACGCGCUCUCGGUGAUCACCGCGGCGUACAAGAAAAUCGCGCCGCAGGGCGACGAGUUCAAGGCCGUGGCCGGCGCGUUGGCGGACGCCGAGGCCAUGGUGGCCUUGAAGGACUUGGCCAACCGCUUGGGCUCGGAGAACACCACCACCGACGUCAAGCAGGCCACCGGCGCGCACGGCGUGGACGUCAGGUCCAACUACCUCUUCAACUCGACCAUCGACGGCAUCGAGGACGCGGACCACAUCUUGCUUGUGGGCACCAACCCCCGCCACGAGGCCGCGGUGUUGAACGCGCGGAUCCGCAAGGUGUGGUUGCGCUCCGACUUGCACGUGGCGCACGUGGGCCAGCAGUUCGAGUCCACAUUCGACGUUGAGGCCUUGGGCCACAGCGCCAAGGACUUGACGGCCGCGUUGGCCGGCGCCUACGGCAAGAAGUUGGCCGGCGCCAAGAAGCCGAUGAUCAUCGUGGGCUCGGGCGUCGCCGAGUCCGACGACGCCAGCGCCAUCUACCAGGAUGUGGCCGCGUUUGCCUCCAAGCACCCCAACUUCAACACGGACACGUGGAACGGCGUCAACGUGUUGCACCGCGAGGCGGCCCGCGCCGCGGCGUUGGACCUCGGCUUCCAGAGCCUUGGGCCCGAGGCCACGCAGCCCAAGUUCGUGUACUUGCUCGGUGCUGAUGAGUUCAAGCCCGGCGACAUCCCCAAGAACGCGUUUGUCGUGUACCAGGGCCACCACGGAGACGCGGGCGCCGCGAUGGCCGACGUCGUGUUGCCCGGUGCCGCGUACACGGAGAAAGCCGCCACGUACGUCAACACCGAGGGCAGGACGCAGGUCACGCGUGCCGCCACCAACGGUCCCGGCGCGGCCCGCGAGGACUGGAAGAUCGUGCGUGCGUUGUCCGAGUACUUGGGCGAGGCCUUGCCCUACAACGACUUGUACGGGGUGAGGGAGCGUUUGGGCGAGAUUGCGCCCCACUUUGUCAGACACGACGUGGUGGAGCCCGCCAGUGUGGAGGUGGCCAGCAUCGGGCUCAAGGACAUCUUGAACAGACACCACAAGGUGAAGGCGACGGGCGCGGCGUUGAAGAACCCCAUCGACAACUUCUACUUCACGGACGUGAUCUCGCGGUCGUCGCCCACGAUGGCCAAGUGCGUGUCGUCGUUCGGGGCCAAGAUCGACAAGAUCAAGGACCCCAAGCCCGAGGUCAGCAUUGCCUAA
Molecule: messenger RNA, 2100 nt
Organism: Metschnikowia bicuspidata var. bicuspidata NRRL YB-4993
Lineage: Eukaryota; Fungi; Ascomycota; Pichiomycetes; Serinales; Metschnikowiaceae
Exons: 1
Coding region: 1-2100 (699 amino acids)
Biological process (GO): ATP synthesis coupled electron transport
Cellular component (GO): membrane
Molecular function (GO): iron-sulfur cluster binding; NADH dehydrogenase (ubiquinone) activity
Source: RefSeq, a predicted model, not a curated record